This is a messenger RNA of Bacillus rossius redtenbacheri, 4815 nucleotides long. RefSeq names its product ubiquitin-associated domain-containing protein 2-like. The transcript has 9 exons. Lineage: Eukaryota; Metazoa; Arthropoda; Insecta; Phasmatodea; Bacillidae. The record is from RefSeq and is a predicted model, not a curated record. Gene Ontology annotation, molecular function: serine-type endopeptidase activity; protein binding. The coding region runs from base 1906 to 2898 and encodes 330 amino acids. Gene Ontology annotation, cellular component: membrane.
UCACUCCUAUGAUAUUUAUCUUUUUAGAUAAAUCCUAUUUAAAUGUUCUGAACUCCCUAAUGGUUCAUAAUUAUCAUCCACUAUCCGGGAUGCCUGAUGCUAGAUAGCUAAUUUUCAGGAUUUAAAUUCGCCGACGUCACGAAGUUGCCGCUCAUUCAGCUGGCCAUUGUAGAACUCUCCUUCUUACUAGUUUCCUCAAAAUAACCAGUAAGACUCACUUUAAAAUGGUGGCCCGUGAUUGGCCAAAAGGACCGUUUCAGUUACCUAAUUUCUUACCGAAAACGUAAACUCCGAACGCAACAAUUGCGCGGAUAACAAAAUUUCACUUAAAAUUCAAAUACAUAAAUAUUAAAAUUAAUAAUUUACAUAAUAAAAUUACGGCGUUAAUUUUACCGUUUACAGUUUUCAAGUCCAUUAGUCCUUAGAGGGGUAUCAACAAUACCUCGUUCAAAUAGUCCGGUAAAAAUCCAAAGAAUCACUUUUCCAUAGACAUACAUAACCAAAUAUUGCCGUUUCUGAAAAUAAAUGAUAUUAUACAUAGAGCAAACAAAAAUAAAAUAAAUCGUAAAUAAUAAUAAAUAAUUAAACUGUCAAAACAAACAUGUUGCAGUACAGAUUUUGCCGCCCUUGUCAAUUACAUUGAACAGUGCUCUUUGACCUGUUCAAAACGGUGCAAUGUGAUUGGCACUUCUCUUUCUCCGUCGCACAAUACACAACACUCUUCGUUGCCUAGCAACGCGCGCACCAAACGACAAACAAAAAAAACAACUUGAGAGAGACUACCUCUCCUCGAUUCGUUUUUUACCGUUGCGCGCCUGAAAAUCGCGCCUUUUUAAACACUUUUUAUCGGGUCGUCGCUGCUAACAGACCUGCGCGAAGAAGUUCACGGAUUUUGCAGUGCAAAAUCUUCGAAGGCUGGAACUGCUGCUGCUCUCCGACAGCUUCUGCCUUGAGCCGCUCCUGUUGAGAAGGACUCGGGAGGACUUACUUACUGUGAGUAUGAUUCACUAAAGGGAUUCGAAGGGGUGCAAUGUACACGUGAGUCAACAAUAGGACGUUCUCCAGGUCACGUCACGGCAAUGGGUCAACGUCCAUCUGCGGUGAUGACUGCAUCCUUGCUGCGACUCCUCCUUCCUGCAGCGGACAGCGGCGUCGAGACGGCGCCUGUCCUCAAAACGACCAACAAACCUGGCCUGGUUCACCACGCGUCGACGGGGUCUGGCGUGGGGCGAUGAUGCUGUACCAGACAGCACGGCAUCUGGCACUGCAGCUGACGUCAUCAACUGCUGAUGUGGCGGCGUCCAGCCGCCCUGCCUCACGACUACGCGCGAGACGGCGUCGUGGCGUCUGCGGUGCUGAUUGCGUGGGGCGAGGUCACCACUUCCCACAAGGAAGCACUCGUCUAUUCCCAUCACUGUUAGAUCCACAUUCUUCGCUAUUCUUCACAUCAUUCGAAGAAUACUAUUCAAGCAACUAUGACAGUGAUGCGAGUGAAUAGUGUUGAGACGACGUAAUUUUCUCGUAUAGGGGCUUCUCCCAAUAAAUUCUUAAAAAUCAUCGAUUUCAAAUUUCAGUGUUUUCAUUUCAUAAAAUAUCAAUGCCUUGACAUCCAAAGUUUAAUAAACUAAAUAUUUCAGCUAAAUCUGAUUGGAUUUGUAUGCGAAAUGAGUGCAUACUUUUCUAACCUGCAUUCUGGGUAGAAUGCAAUCCUAAAGAUCAUUCUUUUCCCUAAAUUCAUCCCAGAAAUGGUAAUAAAAUAGUGAAGUUUUAAAAUCUUAGUGAGUUCUUCUAUAAAUAUUAGAAAAUUUAGUGAUUUUCUAUUUUUCAUCAUCAACAUAACGACGCCUAUUGGAUUACUCAGCAUCAUCAUUAAAUCAAGACAAGGCUCCGGUGUCGAAGGGCCUCAUGGGUUGCAUGUUCCUGACAUGCACUGCCAUCAAUAUGCCCAUGCUCGCGUACCUGCGGCGGUUCCUCGUGUGCAAACUGCCAGACAUCUUCAGGGAACGUGAGAUCUGGAGGUUACUUACAUCACGAUUGACAUUUCUUGACACCAAGGAUCUCGUUUGUGGUGCGCUGUUGAUUUAUUACUUCAGGGUGUUCGAGAGGAGGUACGGCUCCCACAAGUUCGCCUCGUACCUGCUGGCCACGUGCACCGUGGCCACUCUCCUGGAGACCGCGGUGAUCCUGGCGCUGCAGCAGUUCGACGUGGACCUGCACAGCGGAGGCUACCUGCCCCCCGGACCCUACGGCCUGAUCUUCCCUCUGUUCGUGAGCUUCUUCUUUGAUAUACCGCGCGUGGCCCACACCUACGUGCUGGGGAUCCCGGUGACGGGCAAGACACUGACGUACCUGGUGGGACUGCAGGUGUGCUCCACGUCUGUGGCCGCCGUCAUCUCGGGGCUGUGCGGAAUAGUGGCAGGCCUGAUGUACCGCCACAACGUGCUGUGGCUGGGGCGGUGGCUGGCGGUGCCGCGGUGGCUGGCGCGCCUGAGCGGUGCCACCCUGGGCCGGGUGCUGAGCUCGGGGGCGCCCCAGGAGGGCAGCAUCGGCGCCACGCUGGAGAUACAGCGCGCCCAGCAGCUGGAGGUGCUGGAGCAGCAGGUGCUGCUGAGUCGGGCCCGCGACAUGCGCCGCCAGCAAGGGCAGGGCUUUGCGGAGACACUGGUGGGACCCGACAACUACUGGCCCAAUGAGAACGGCUCCAUCUUCGGUGGUUUCCUAAGGAAUCGCAGGCAGACAGGCGGCAGGAACAACGUUGAAGCAAGUGUGCAGCCGUCCGAGGAGCAGGUGCAAACACUGGUCGAGAUGGGCUUCGAGCGCACGCGGGUCUUGAGCGCUCUCCGGAACGCCGACAACGACAUAAUCAGUGCCACCAACCUGCUUCUUCACGAGUCGUGAACACUUGGUGCCGGACAAGCGAACUGCGGUCUAAUUGCCCCUGGGUGAGACCAGAGUGUUCGGACCUUUGUGCAGGUGUUUCAGAUGUCGAUGGCGGCAGGAUGCGAGUUGUUUCCCUGUGUACUUAGUGUGAUUGCGUUUGUUAUGUGUUGGAUAGUUUGGCAGUGCCUUAUUUUGUUGGAGUCAAGUUUGUUUGGAUUUUGUUUCAUAACAUUUUUGUGGGUAUGCAUUUAUUUUAGGAGCUGCCCUUGUAUAAGCUUCAUUCCAUCUUCCUGCCCAGUGAAUAGUGCGAGUCAGUAAUUAAAUACAUAAGUUAGUGACUAAUGAAAGUGAUAGUGGAAAAGCGUUGUGAGAGUAAUUCAUCUCUACACUGUUAACAGAUUAUGUGUUUCAAUUUUUGCAAUUACAGUAGAACCCUGUUUUAAUGAAUGUUCCCGCUCAUAAUGAUUUUUUGCUUAUAACAUAAUAUUUUUUAAGUCCCCAUAAGGGCAAUGUAUUUAUAUCCUGCAUAUAAUGUUUCACGAAUGGUGGCAUUUCCUGCUUAAAACGUUUGCUUUCCAAAAUUGUAUCGUAGAUGUAGAUUGUUCAAAUAGGAUAGUAAAAAAAAAAUGUAAAUGUGCCAGAACACUAGCACUACACGUUAAUGCUGGCUAACGCUGUGUAUUGGAUAUAUCAAAGCUACAUAUCGUUUGCAGUUACUUGUCUGUUGGCACGCUUGUCUUGAAAAAAAAAUACAAAUCCUUCCAUGUACGAAUGUAGUUCUACAAUAUUUAAGUUUUCCAUUUAUUCCUUCCGUGAUGGCAAAAAAUAGUGUUUUCUAUUGCUGAUAAAGAGUUUAAUUUAUUUCAUUCAUACGUAGGAAUCUCAGAAUUACACGUUUUCAAGUGUCGAAGGAAUUGUAAAUAGAUAUUCCCAUUCUAAACGUCAUCACGAAUUGUGACACUAUUUUUACGGAAAAGUGGCUGUAUGUCUCUAAAGACAAAUAAAAAAUAAGCUGGAAGUACAAUGACUAGAGACAAGAUUUAAUGGUUUUUAUUUUUAGACCAAUUUCUAUUUAAGAACAAGCGAUUUUGGUGUUUUUUUUUUAUAAACUCUAUUAAUACAAAGAUAAUACAAUUUUAAACAAAUAAAAGACUGUAAUAUUUACUUCACCAAAACAAUGUCAUUUGACCGAUACAUGAUGCACUUUUACAAUAUAAUCAUGUCUUACUGGAAACAAUAAAAUAAAUCAGCAAGUAUAUGUGCGUUUGAAAAAUGUACCAAAGGCGUAAUGUAAAAAUUAGUUACUAUAAUUGUUACAAUAAAAAAAAAAUUAAAUCUUUUUGGUAAGUACAUUUUGGUACUAACUCAAUGCUAAAUAAUUUACUUUAUUGAAUUUUAUAUAUUAAAAGAUUUAGUUUUUGUAAUCUGGGUUGGGUUUUUACUAAAUAUGCUGAUCAAUUGUGUUAUUGUUUGUUGCAUUCGGUGUUUUAUGAUGUAUGAACUUGUAUUUCAGUGUUAGGUACUAUAUGGUGUAUUCAUAUGCUUUUCUAUGUUAUUUCGGCUUCAUUGCAAUUACCAUAUAAUCUUGUCCCUAACAGUGAAGAGUUGAAUUGUUGGCGUGGUUAAGUAAAUUCAAGCAUCGAGUGCACUAACAUUCAAUUGAUGAGUUCAUUGGUAAAAAAACUCAAACACUGACAAAUGCUAAAUUGAUAUUUCCUGUAUAUAAUGUUUUUUUCCUUAUCAGCCCUUGAAAAAUGUUAUAACAGGGUUCUACUGUAUGUAGUAACUAUAAAAUUUUUGUGAGUCGAACUUUUAAGAUAAAAGAAAGAAAUUGUGGCUUUUUUUGAAUUUACAGUUCAUAUCGCCAUAUGGCACUACACACUACAUUGAAUUUUUUUAUUUUAUGUUUUAGAUAAAUAAAAAGUUUUAGAAAAA